GGAUUGGAAGGAAGCUGUUGCCAUAGCAACAAAAUGCGCAAAAGGAAGGAGUGGGAAAUGACGCACUGAAAAGUCAGUUUUUGACAACAAAUAAAAAUUUAUUUCUUCAUGAAAUAACAUCUAUCUCAGGAGUUAACGGUUCUAUUCCUUUAAGGCCCAACUAGAGUGAUGGCAGUGGCCCCUGAGAAUCAAAGAGGAAGCCCAUUUUUUCAGACUUCUGGCAGGGAUGUAAAUGAAGAGGAGGAAGAUGGCACAGCAGCAGUUUUAUUGAGUGUUUUAGUACAGCGGGGACAGUUGGGCCUCUGUUUCUAUGACAGUGAAGACUCAUCUUUACACUAUAUGGUAGAUGCUCCUGAUAACCAUGAGCUUCACCUGUUGUCCAGAGUCAUUCAAGAGGUCAGGCCCCAUGUAAUCCUAACCAGUGCAAAGCAGGAACGCUGCUUGACCCAAUAUUUGCAGCAACUUGGUUCCGACCCACAAUACAAACCCGAGGUUGUUACCUAUCCAUAUGUUGACUUUGGUCUGGAGGUUGGUAAGCAGAGGCUUCUUUCCGCCUACCUCCCUUUCCUUCCUGCUUGUGUUUCAGAAAUGGACAAAAUGUCCUAUCUCUCCUCCUGUAUCACCUUUGACUCACCCUUGAUGCUUAGGGCGGUGGGAGCUUUGCUCAAAUGUCUAGACAGGAGGAGAGUGGGAGUAGAACUGGAAGACAUCACUGUUGGAGUUCCAAUCCUGCAGUUUCAUGCCUACACCCUUCAAGAAGUGGUUUACAUUGACAGAGACACCUUCAGUGUACUUCAGAUCUUCAAAUCAGAUCUGCACCCAUCAGUGUACAAACUGCAGUCAGGUGAAAAGGAAGGAUUAAGUCUCUAUGGAAUAUUGAACCGGUGUCGGAGCAAGUUUGGAUCUAAACUGCUACGUCAGUGGUUUCUGCGGCCUACACAAGACCUCGCUGUGCUACAGAGAAGACAGGAAGUGAUUCGUUUCUUUACUUCACCCCGAAACUCGGAUGUCCUGAACACCCUGCAGGCCUCGUUACGGAACAUUAAAAACAUACCAGGUCUCCUGCGGCGCAUGACUCUCUCCAACACCAAAGUUACUGACUGGCAGAGUCUCUACAAGACUGUAUACAGUGCCGUGUGUAUCAGGGACUCAGUGCGGCACCUCCCUGGAUCUAUUCAACUGUUUCGAGAGAUCAGUGAAAAGCUCUCUGAUGAUCUUCACUACAUCGCCGCUCUCAUAAACCGAGUUGUGGAUUUUAAUGCCAGUUUAGAAGAGAACCGCUUCACCGUCAAACCGAAUGUUGAUCCUGGCAUUGAUGAGAAGAAAAGGAAGAUGAUGGGGCUGUCUGACUUCCUGACAGAUGUUGCCAGAAGAGAGCUUGAACACCUGGACUCUCGCAUCUCCUCCUGCUGUGUCAUUUACAUCCCCCUGAUUGGAUUUCUGCUCUCUGUGCCUCGGCUGCCCAGCAUGGUGGAAAAAGAGGAUUUUGAAAUGGAGGGGCUUGAGUUUAUGUUCCUCUCAGAGGAGCGGCUGCACUACCGCAGUCAAAGAACCAGAGAGCUGGACAGCCUCCUCGGAGACUUGCACUGUGACAUCAGAGACAUGGAGACUGCAGUGAUGACACAGUUGCAAAACGCAGUGCUGGAGAGGAGCACAUCUCUGUACCAGGUUCUGGAUCUCACGGCUGAGCUGGACUGUCUGAUGGCGAUGAGCAGCGCCUCCCAGGAGUAUAGCUACACCUCACCCAAGCUUGGCAGACACAGAAAAAUAUCAAUAACACAGGGCAGACACCCACUCCUGGAGCUGUGUUCUCCUGUGUUUGUGGCCAACUCCUUCCAGAGCUUUGAAUCAAAGGGCAGAAUCAAGAUCAUCACAGGCCCAAACUCAUCUGGCAAGAGCAUCUUCCUCAAACAGGUGGGUCUGAUUGUGUUCAUGGCUCUGAUUGGCUCAGAUGUGCCGGCUAAAGAGGCAGAGGUAGGUCUGGUGGACGGGAUCUUCACUCGCAUGCAGAGCAGAGAGUCUGUGUCUGUGGGCCUCAGCACUUUCAUGAUAGAUCUCAACCAGAUGGCCCUGGCUCUUAACAGCAGCACUGGGAACUCAUUAGUUCUCAUCGAUGAGUUUGGAAAGGGCACCAACACAGUUGAUGGGCUGUCUUUACUCGCUGCAUCAGUCUCUUUUUGGCUGAAAAAGUCUCUGAUGGAUGUCCCUCACAUCCUGUUAGCUACAAACUUCCACAGCUUGAUGCAAUUAGGCCUGCUACCAACCACUGGCAUGCUGUCUUUUUUGACUUUAGAAACAGCCAUGAACAGAGAUGAGUUGGUGUUUUUAUACCAGCUGAAGGAAGGGAUCUGCCAGUCCAGUUACGCUGCCAACAUUGCUACACUGGCAGGUCUGCCAACAAGCCUUGUACAAAGAGCUGUGGAGGUGUCUGAAUAUUACCGGACAGGAAAACCCAUCAAACGCAUUGACAAAGCCUCUUCAGACGAGCAGGCCAAGAGAUGCCAAUCUGUGGUGGAGAAGUUCUUGAGUCUCGACCUGGAGGACAAAGAUCUGGAUCUACAGGGUUUCAUGAAAGAGGAGCUCCUACCCUCUGCUGGAGAGCUGCUGAACCGCAACUAAACUCUUGUUUUUACUGUCUUCAAAUAUCUGGGGUUUCCACACAGGGUACAUGUUUAUAUAAUUUUAUGUUAAUAACGAUGAGAUAACAUAUAUUUUACACAAUAGUUGAUGUAAAAAGUAAUUCAAGAGGUUAUUCUUGUAUAGUGAGCGUGUCCUCGUCUUAAUUUUAAAUAAAGUACAGUACGUUUAUUUCAUGAAUGAAUUACUGAAUAAACAUAUUUGUUUGUGUUAAAAAUAUUCAGUGUUUAUUUAUUUAUUACUGAAUACAAACAUUUUCCAAAUCUGGCCGUUAUUGUGCCUGAAGUCCUUUGAGCAUCACUCUGACGCAUUUGUUUUAACAACAAAACGGAAUAAUGAUAUUUUCUUUUUAUCUGACCAAGGCUUUAGUGAUGUGAAAGGUGGUUAAAGCUGCCAAAGUGAGAUGAAAAAGUGUGCAGGUGCGUACUCUUUGUGCAGAGUUGCAGAAAGGGGUGCCACAGCAGGAUUUAGUCAUGACAAAGAUGGUAUUAUUAAAGAAAAGCUCCACCGUCGUCUUCACGUUGCACUGCUCGGCCUUCGCACAGCCCAGCAUCUUUAUAUCCAGAGCAUCAGCUGAGGAGAAGAGCUUUUAGAUGAGUAGAUACAGAUCUGUUCAACACACCUGCCUUCCCUCGGCCCGUGUAGCAGAGCUCCCCGUGGCUGCAGUUGGUUUCUGUCGUGUAGCAGGCGUCCCAGAAGCCCAGGUCACAGCGGAAACACUCCAGGGGCGUUAAGAGAUGAGGAGCUGGUCGUCAGGUGUUUCGCAUGAUUGUCAUCAUCUGGAGGACUAUAAGAAGGAGGCGAGCCAGUACUUCGAUGCCUGAGUGUUUUGCCUCUUCGUGGUUGACCAAGCCUCGCUCAUGUGAGAUAUCUGAAGGAACUUUCCAAUAGCUUUUUGGACUCUGGAUUCUUGUUUUUGUUCUACUGGCAACCAGAUUAGUGAUUGUUCUCACAGCUUCAUGCGAACCCUGUGCACCCUCCUCCAAGCCUCUCAGGACUCAUCUGCUACGGCAGUGCUGCAUAGCCACCUCUUACCAGGAUCACAACCUCUCUCCCUGGCGGACUUAACUCUACCCAAUGUAAACUUUCUCCAUAGAACAUAUUUGAGAAUUUCAGUUGUAGGUUGUUCACCAGCGUUCGUUCUCUUUUUCAGUCUCCCUGCUGCUGCGGUUUCCUGCACCAGAUUUCCUAAUAAAAGUUUUACUAAACGUU
Girardinichthys multiradiatus is the source of this 3849-nucleotide messenger RNA. RefSeq names its product mutS homolog 5 (gene msh5). The coding region runs from base 169 to 2619 and encodes 816 amino acids. Gene Ontology annotation, biological process: chiasma assembly; mismatch repair. The transcript is spliced from 29 exons. NCBI's taxonomy places the organism in Eukaryota, Metazoa, Chordata, Actinopteri, Cyprinodontiformes, Goodeidae. Gene Ontology annotation, molecular function: ATP binding; mismatched DNA binding; ATP-dependent DNA damage sensor activity. The record is from RefSeq and is a predicted model, not a curated record. Gene Ontology annotation, cellular component: nucleus.